AACACAACCCUUCUUGCAAAUCAAUAACAACAAAAAUUGAAUAUGAUUCCAACUAUAUUCUUCUUCUUCUUCAUUUUUGCUCUUCUUUCUGUUUCUCAUGCAUCAUUAGUAGUAGAUUUCUGCGUAGCAGAUUACACUGCACCAAACGGCCCAACCGGAUAUUCUUGCAAAUCACCAAAAGAUGUAACCGUGGACGACUUUGUCUACCACGGCCUAAACACAAGUGGAAAAACCACUAUUUUCAAUUCCUCUGCUGCCUUUGGAUUCGACACGCAAUUUCCGGGUUUGAAUGGACUAGGAAUUACGACCGGACGUUUAGAUUUUGGUGUAGGCGGAGUUAUUCCGCUUCACACACAUCCCCGUGCAUCAGAACUGAUUGUUGUUAUUAAAGGAACAAUCCUUGCUGGUUUUGUUUCAACUGACAAUGUUGCUUACAUUAAAACUCUUCACAAAUAUGAUGUUAUGGUUUUUCCACAAGGUUUGUUGCAUUUUCAAAUUAAUGUUGGUGAUUCAAAUGCACUUGCUUUUGUUAGCUUAGGUAGUGCUAAUCCCGGCAUACAAACAUUGGAUUCGGCUUUGUUUCAAAGCAACAUUUCGACUUCGAUAAUCACUGCAACUACUUUACUUGAUGCUGAUACCGUGGAAAAGCUUAAGGAUGUUUUUGGAGGGAGUGGUUUAAACUAUAUGUUGUUGUCCAUGAAAGUGUGAGGAAUAUGGAGCAUUAAUAUGAAGAUUUGUAACAUGUGAGAUGAAUAAAUGUAUCUGUGGUGAGGGAUUUGAGGAAUAUACUAGUAUGCUAGAGGUCAUGAGUUCGAUCCUCAGUUCUAUUGUAAAUUAAAAAAUAAUUUGCCAUUUAAAAACCAGUAUUUUACAUCAAAUAUCAAAUAAGGAUAUAAUAGAAUUGUGUGAUAAGUUAAAGGGCAAAAAAUUAUGCAAAAAAUUAUCAUGUAAUAAAAUGAUAUUUAAUAUGAAACAAUUUAUUUUCUCUUA
Molecule: messenger RNA, 990 nt
Organism: Trifolium pratense (red clover)
Lineage: Eukaryota; Viridiplantae; Streptophyta; Magnoliopsida; Fabales; Fabaceae
Product: auxin-binding protein ABP19b-like
Exons: 1
Coding region: 43-708 (221 amino acids)
Cellular component (GO): cell wall
Molecular function (GO): manganese ion binding
Source: RefSeq, a predicted model, not a curated record